Sipha flava (yellow sugarcane aphid) is the source of this 1152-nucleotide messenger RNA. RefSeq lists its product as uncharacterized. The transcript is spliced from 2 exons. The coding region runs from base 22 to 861 and encodes 279 amino acids. The record is from RefSeq and is a predicted model, not a curated record. Lineage: Eukaryota; Metazoa; Arthropoda; Insecta; Hemiptera; Aphididae.
CAAAUUUUUCGCAUUAACAUUAUGAAUAACACUACACACGAAACAAACACUAACAAUACUCAUAACGUAAAAGGCGAAAAACUUUUAAAAUUAAUUGGCAAUAAUAUUCAAGAAAAAUUAUUCAUAUCUAAACUUCAUGAUUAUAAAGCUAAACAAAAAGAAUUGCUAAAAACAUCUACGAAACUAAUAAAAACGCAUGAAAAAUGUAUAAAAUUAGCUAAGGAAACAGGUUCAACAAAACUCAAAAACAUCGAAAAAAUUGAACACGUGGUGGCUCGAAUCGUGCACGACGCUUUGGGCACUCGGAAGUCAGUGGACAGCGGCCGGACGAAUGGGAUCCCGGAGGAAAUCGCAGACGUACCGCUCGCGGCCCAGGACCUCAGGGUAUGGGGUCGAGAGUCGUCAGACGCGGAAGUGUUGGAAGCGAUCGCGACAAAGGUGUUUGACGUUUACACGCGGCACCGGGCAGAGCUGGACGGGCUGGUCGCGGAGAACAGACGGCUGUGCGCGCUGGUGCCUGGGCCACCGCAGCCGGCGGCAGCUGUAGGUCGGCGGAACAUGGAGGCCGCGGCCGACUUUGUGGAUUUGAUGGGACGCGUGCGGGACGCGGUGCGGAACGCAAGCGGCCACCGGACACGGCUAGCACUGGUCACCGACCGGCUGAGAGCGGUGGCCAAGGACAAACGCGACCUGCUGGACACCAUACACAGGAACCGAUCGAGCCGGUCGUCGGCCACGGAGACGGCGGACUCGCUGCGCGCGAUACUGGACAAGGAGAGGCGCAAGAACGAACAUUUGCAAGCGGUCGUGGACGAGAUGUUCGCCGCGGCGGCCGCGCACAACGACCACGACCGGCCGUGAGCAUGCGUACGACAUGGUUGUCGGUCGGAUCGUUUCGAUUGAACACAAAAAAAAAAAACAUUAUAUUCGCAGGACCAACGGACGUUUUUUGCGUUUGAACAAGUCGAACAAAAAUAUAAAACCUAUUGUCGAUAUAAAAGAAAUUAAAAUUUCUUUUAAAAUUUCUCCGUGUAAGAUACGGUGACUAUAUUAUGAAAAUAUAAAAAACAGGACAGCUGUUAAUUACUCCCCAACCAAAGAAAAAACCUCUCGUCCAUAUACAUUCACACAUAUACACAUAAAUCUCGAGAG